GGGCCCGGCGUUUCCAUGGCGGCGUCCUGGGGGCAGGUGCUUGCUCUGGUGCUGGUGGCCGCACUGUGGGGUGGCACGCAGCCGCUGCUGAAGCGAGCCUCCUCCGGCCUGCAGCAAGUGCGUGAGCGGACGUGGGCCCGGCAGCUGUUGCAGGAGAUGAAGACCCUCUUCUUGAAUACCGAGUACCUGAUGCCCUUUCUCCUCAAUCAGAGUGGAUCCCUUCUUUACUACUUGACCUUGGCAUCAACAGAAGUCUCCUUGCUGUAUUUUGCCUAUCCUAGCGACGAGAGGCCCAAGGGGAGGAAAGAACCUGAUCUGACGUUAGCUGUGCCCAUCUGCAACUCUCUGGCCAUUGUCUUCACACUGAUUGUGGGGAAGGUCCUUGGAGAAGAUAUUGGUGGGAAAGAAGCAGUGGCUGGCAUGGUGCUCACCAUCACAGGGAUUACAGUGUGCAUCACAAGCUCGGUGAUCAAGACCCAGGGCCAACCGUCGCCCUCCUGAGUGGGCCAACCCCGACCUUCAGCUCUGCUGUGCUCAGUGGAUGCUGGGCACCGAGGUGUAGGCAGAAUGAUACACCAGCUUGCCUCUCUCAUCUCUCAGAUCGCAUCUACCUCAGGGGUCACGAUAAGAAAUGCACUCUCAGAGUGCCAAGACUACACAGAAACCCUGCCUCAAAAAACCAAACAAGACAAAGGACAGCACUGGAAAGGCUUUGUAAACUUCAGUGGGUUCCACUGUUGGGAUUUAGCACUGGAGCCAGGCAUGGUGGGAUACUCCAGUAAUCACUCAGGAGGCAGAGGCUGAUGGGUCUUUGUGAGU
Molecule: messenger RNA, 819 nt
Organism: Mus pahari (shrew mouse)
Lineage: Eukaryota; Metazoa; Chordata; Mammalia; Rodentia; Muridae
Gene: Tmem234
Product: transmembrane protein 234
Exons: 6
Coding region: 16-501 (161 amino acids)
Source: RefSeq, a predicted model, not a curated record